AUGCAGUCUGCAAGGGAUGCCAACGGAUUGACUUUGACCUUCGAGAAAUUUUGUGUGACAACGAGGGCGCGUGAUUCGGAAUUGGUCUUCUCGUUGAUUAACUCCAAUGCCCUGCUUGCAUUAUCUCCCCUACUUUGCGCCGCUAUCGUGCGAGAUGGUGUGCAUUCUUUUAAAGGCCUGAAGCAGGCCAUAUUUGGCCCUCGGAACUCGUUGCGUGUACGUUAUCCCGGGGAGGCCCACCACGGCCGUCUUAGAGUCAAAUUUGCGCCCUUGUUCGGUCCACUCACAUGUCUUAGCACCUGUCUCCAGUCACACCGAAUCCCCAUGUCCACACACCCCAUGUACAAACCACGAACUCGCCAUCGCGUUAAGAUCCAGGCUGUCAAGCUGUUAAUUGCUGUUCCAGCGCAGCAUCACGAGUUGACUUUGGGCGGUAGAGUGGCCAAGCACCACGCGAAGCCACCUGUAAAGGAUGCGGAGGAGAAGGAGGAAGAGGAGGAGGUUUUGCGUAUUACUCACGCUGCAAAUUUGUUCCAGCGCCUCAAGCUCCUCCAGACGUACUUGCGUGGAUAUCGAUCUCGUGUUGUGUCGGCCCCUAUUGGUCGUGCUGACGACCUUCACGGCACCACCGACUGGACGACCGCUGUUGGCCGUUGUCUAGACGCCUUGGUGAUCCAGACCCUCCGACAAUCUGUGCGUUUGCUUCCACGUCGGAUCGACCGAGUCACAACCAAUCGGAUGCUCUACGAGAUCCGCUCGUCAUUGGUGGAUGAUGGCGAGGAGUCGCCGCGCCUAGGCCUUCUCGCCGCCAACAGCCAAUCAGCGUCUUCGCCGCCACCGCCGACCUCCACGAUGUCCGAGGGCGACGCCAUCGAGUACGCCGAAUUGACCUUCCCAGCUGACCAGACACCAGGCAGACGGGCGCCCUUCCACGCCUCCGCCACCCUCGGUCGGCGCAGCUCGGGCUGCCGGCCAACUCGAAAACCCACUCCUGGCCCUUCGACAUCUGGGGCUGGGUCGGCGUCGAUGCAGCAACUCCCGCGAUCGCACACACAGGACAACGACGACGCUGAAGGCAACUACACCGAGAUUGUUGGCGUGAUGCAGCCCAAGGCCUACACUAGUCAGUUGGUGUUGAAACAACAGCAGGAAGCCACAAAGGCUAUCCUCGGAAUGAACUCGAACGCACAAUCGGUGUUUGUGUAA
Messenger RNA from Mesocestoides corti, 1206 nucleotides. NCBI's taxonomy places the organism in Eukaryota, Metazoa, Platyhelminthes, Cestoda, Cyclophyllidea, Mesocestoididae. The record is from the annotation of a GenBank genome assembly.